Molecule: messenger RNA, 1503 nt
Organism: Ostertagia ostertagi
Lineage: Eukaryota; Metazoa; Nematoda; Chromadorea; Rhabditida; Trichostrongylidae
Source: the annotation of a GenBank genome assembly
AUGGGAGGCGGCUUCCCUUCUCAUGUUCCAGUAAAAUCUUAUCGGUCUUCGAAUCCACGAAAAACAGUUUUGAUUCAGGAUUUCAACAUGCCAAAGAAGUUUGCUAACGAGAACCCUAAGGUGUUAGCUGCUCGAGACCGUAAAGCGGCAGCGAAGAAAGAGGAACAAGAGAAGAAGCAAAAGGCUGCCGAAGACGCUUAUUGGGCCGACGAUGAUAAACUGGUGAAUAGGAAGCUUCAAAGGAAGGAGGAGGAGGAACGAAAGCGUCUCGAAGCUCUGAAGCGAAAGGAAGAGAACCGUAAACUCGCUGAGGCUGAGAUGGCCAGACUUGCCGCAUCAAAGUCAACUGUUCAACCUCAGAAAGUUACCAGGGCCACUAUCGAGGAGCGCAGAGAAGCUGAGCUUCGUUUGCAGAAAGAAGAAGAAAUGCGCGCUAAGUUGGCUGCAGAAAAGAUUGAGGUCGUGGACCACCUAGAGGAAAACUUAAACCAAUUGGAGGAAGGAACUGCAACUGCUCGAACGGUUGCGGAGGCUAUCCAAGUCCUAGGUGGCGAUCGUGAGGAAAUCGAUAAGCAUCCCGAAAAGCGAAUGAAAGCAGCAUACCUUGUAGAUCAUUCUUGCCAGAUGGUAAAGGUUUAUCACGGUCGAGAGUGCACCACUUACUCAUUAGAUAAGCUGAAUUCGCUUACUGCUAGAGAUGUGAUUAAGGAGGUCGCUAAGAAUGAAGCAGAUCGUUCAGUUUUGAGUCACACUGGCCGCUUCCUCCCAUUAGAUACACAGAUGAGUUCGCACAACCUUCGUGAAACCGACAUACUCCGCGUUCUUCAGGGUAGUGCCGCUCCGAAGCUGAAGCAGCCUUGUGACGACUCGCUUUUACGUGAAUGUGAUCGUCUGUUCGAUUACCUGCAGAAAGAGGAAUCUGGAUAUAUGCAUAUGCGUCUAAUGGCUGAGGUUGUUGAACCGGAAUUUCUUUCGAAAAUAAUGAAGCAGUUCCCGGACCUUCGCAAUGACCCGCUUGCAUGUCACAUUCUGCACGACUACUACAUCUUCAAAGGCAUGGUGACGCUUCCUACUGAUGAAGAAGGUCUCGCAAAGUUGCGCAAAUUUCAUUCUCAACAUCCAGCUCUUCUACCCGCAAUCAAUUGGCUGUUGAAAAAACACGCUCAGAGGGGAAGAGGAUCAUCACAGCGUACGCCGCGUGUUCAAGCAGACGAGUCUCCGUCUCCAGCAGAGCCUCCUCAAAUUACUCAAGAAAUGUUACGGCAGGCGAUGGCGAUAGCUUUUGGAGGGGCGAUGCCCAGUGGAUCAGGACGUAGCGGCACAAGCACUACAUCUCGUCCUGCAUCUCUUGUUCCUACCCCACCAUCUGCAGCAGCGGCUCCAGAGCCCAAUGCUGAUCACAUUUUGCAAUUGCGCUCCCGAUUCGCAUCUCAGCUUGUCCAGCUGAAUGAAUUCGGGUUUACCGACGAAGCUGCAAAUCUGACCGUGUUGGAAUCCUUGUGA